AGAACAAAAUCCUUUUUCCCUUCACAAUUUAUAACCAUUGAACCAAACCCUCCCUAUAUAUAUCCUCACCCAUAACACUCUUCAAAUCUCAUCCAACACAUCUUCAAAGUUCUUCAAUAUUAUAAUUAUAAUUAUUAUAAUCAUACUAAAAAAAACAUGUCUUCCUCUAGCUUGAAAGUUGUUCUCUCACUCAUUAUUUCCACGUUUACCCUUGUGACAGUCACUAGGGCUGGUGACCCCGACAUACUAACCGACUUCAUAAGCCCGAUAACUGGCCCAGUCGAUGCAAACUACUUCACCUUCUCGGGCUUUCGAGUCCUUGUUCAACCCCCAAGCCCAAACCCACCACCUUUCAAAGCAAUAAAAGCAAGCAUGGCAGAAUUUCCAUCAUUGAAUGGACAAAGUGUGUCAUAUGCUGCUCUUCAAUUCCAACCUAACAGCAUAAAUCCACCACACACACACCCACGUUCAGCUGAACUACUCUUUGUUGUUCAAGGUUCACUUCAAGUUGGGUUUGUUGACACAACUAGUAAACUCUUCACACAAAAUCUUUCAGUUGGUGAUAUGUUUAUAUUCCCAAAGGGUCUUGUUCAUUUUCAACAUAAUGCUGAUCAAAAGGUUCCUGCUCUUGCUAUAUCAGCUUUUGGUAGUGCCAAUGCUGGAACUAUUUCACUCCCUGGUACAUUGUUUAAUACCUCUAUUGAUGAUACUGUCUUGGCUUUGGCUUUCAAGACUGAUGUUACCACUAUUCAAAAUUUGAAGAAAGGUUUUACUUCUUAGUAAGGCUUGGUGAUGGGUGCAUUUGUGUUUUUCUAAUGUUACAUUAAUUUUUUCCUUCUUUGUAUUAUUGUUCAAUAAGUUCUUUUAUGAAUAAGUCUGAAAUGGACAUUGUUUGAUUGUGUUUGUUCAAUCAAUGAAGUUAGUGUUUUCUUCAUCUUAAUUGAUUAUGUUUGCUCAUAGCUUCAUUUAUUCUUGAAAUACAAGAAAAUCUACUAACAAAUUUAAUUAGUUACUUUACUUACUUAAAAAAAAAAACAAAUUAAUUAGCUUUAACUCCCUCAAAUUACGUCGCACAAUAAAUUUGUAUCUGAUACAUAUAAUAUAAAAGUAAUUAUUGACUUAAAAGUUUAAAU
Messenger RNA from Medicago truncatula (barrel medic), 1133 nucleotides. RefSeq names its product putative germin-like protein 9-2. Bases 157 to 780 code for a protein of 207 amino acids. The record is from RefSeq and is a predicted model, not a curated record. The transcript has a single exon. Lineage: Eukaryota; Viridiplantae; Streptophyta; Magnoliopsida; Fabales; Fabaceae. Gene Ontology annotation, molecular function: manganese ion binding.